AAUAGCCAGUACGAAAGUUACUCCGCAACCAGAAUGGCGUCCAAGCUGAUAUCCACUUUAUUUGUGCUUUUCAUUUAUCAUACGCAUGCAGCAGUGCAGGUCCCUAAGCUAAAGCUGUACGAUGGCUACGAGAUACCCGCCAUCGCUCUUGGCACAUGGCUUGGAAACUUCACUGUGCCUUCAACGGGUGGAGCGAAAUGGAACGGCGUGGAACUGGCCGUGAAGUGGGCGCUGGAGGCCGGGUAUAGGCACAUAGACACUGCCUGGAUCUACAAGACUGAGGGACAAGUGGGGGACGGCAUACGGGCUUCGGGAGUCCCGAGGGAAGAAAUUUUUGUUACUACCAAGCUUUGGAACGACCAGCAUGCCCGUGACAGCGUGGUGCCGGCUCUGAGAGACUCCCUGAAGAAUCUGCAAAUGGACUACGUAGACCUCUACCUGAUACAUUGGCCUUGUGGACAGUUUGCCAAUCAAUCAUAUGACGUAACAGACUACUUGGAGACUUGGCGCGGCAUGAUGGAGGCCAAGCAGCUCGGGCUGGCCAAGUCCAUCGGUCUCUCCAACUUCAACCAGCAGCAGAUUCAGAGGAUCCUGGACAACGGCCUGGAGAAACCUGCCGCCUUGCAAGUUGAGUUGAACCUGAGUCUGCAACAACCUGAACUGCUGGCGUACUGCAAGUCGCAGGGCAUCGUGGUGACAGGGUACACGCCCUUCGGCUCCCUGUUCCCCUUCAAAGCCGCCGCGGACGCUCCCCCGCCCCGUAUCACCGACCCCCAGCUCGAAGCGAUCGCCACCAAGUACAACAAGACCGUGCCCCAAAUAGCACUGAGAUACCUGGUCGAGUUAGGUGUGAUUCCGCUACCUAAAUCCCUCACCAAGAACCGCAUAGAGCAGAACUUGGACAUCUUCGACUUCCAGCUGUCAGCUGAAGACAAGGAGUUGCUGAAGAGCUUCGAUACUAUAGUACCGCCCACAGACUCGAACGGCGUGGAACUGCCCGUGAAGUGGGCGCUGGAGGCCGGGUAUAGGCACAUAGACACUGCCUGGAUCUACGGGACAGAGGGACAAGUGGGGAACGGCGUACGGGCUUCGGGAGUGCCAAGGGAAGAAGUUUUUGUUACUACCAAGCUUUUUAACGACCAGCAUGCCCGCGACAGUGUGGUGCCGGCUCUGAGAGACUCCCUGAAGAAUCUUCAGAUGGACUACGUAGAUCUCUACCUGAUACACUGGCCUAUUGGACAAUUCGCCAAUAAGUCAUACGACGUAACAGACUACUUGGAGACCUGGCGCGGCAUGAUGGAGGCCAAGCAGCUCGGGCUGGCCAAGUCCAUCGGUCUCUCCAACUUCAACCAGCAGCAGAUCCAGAGGAUCCUGGACAACGGCCUGGAGAAACCUGCCGCCCUGCAAGUUGAGUUGAACCUGAAUCUGCAACAACCGGAACUGCUAGCGUACUGCAAGUCGCAGGGCAUCGUGGUGACAGGGUACACGCCCUUCGGCUCGCUGUUCCCCUUCAAAGCCGCCGCGGACGCUCCCCCACCCCGCGUCUCCGACCCCCGGCUCCAAGCGAUCGCCGCCAAGUACAAUAAGACCGUGCCGCAAAUAGUACUAAGAUACCUGGUCGAGUUAGGUGUGAUACCGCUUCCUAAAUCCAUCCACAAGGACCGCAUAGAGCAGAACGUGGACAUCUUCGACUUCCAGCUGUCAGCUGAAGACAAGGAGCUGCUGAAGAGCUUCGACAAGGGCUACAGGACCAUCCCUCAGCUGAAGUGGCGCGACCACCCUUAUGUACAGUGCCUCUACACCUUACUACGCCUUCGAGAAGAACAGCUUAUCUACCUCUUCUAG
Molecule: messenger RNA, 1845 nt
Organism: Maniola jurtina (meadow brown)
Lineage: Eukaryota; Metazoa; Arthropoda; Insecta; Lepidoptera; Nymphalidae
Exons: 14
Coding region: 34-1845 (603 amino acids)
Cellular component (GO): cytosol
Molecular function (GO): aldose reductase (NADPH) activity
Source: RefSeq, a predicted model, not a curated record